This is a messenger RNA of Arabis nemorensis, 1662 nucleotides long. Lineage: Eukaryota; Viridiplantae; Streptophyta; Magnoliopsida; Brassicales; Brassicaceae. The record is from the annotation of a GenBank genome assembly.
AUGUCGAUCUCCAGAUCCGGUGAUGAAACCGGAACUAAAGUUUCAAAUGGUACCGUUGAGUGUUCAGUCGAUUUCCGAGGCAAGCCAUCCGUUAGAUCGGCCUCCGGAGGAUGGAGAUCCUCUGGCUUCAUCAUCGGUGCGGAAGUGGCAGAGAAAUUCGCCUACUAUGGGAUAGCCUCAAAUCUGAUAACAUACUUGAUGGGACCGUUAGAGGAGUCAACGGCGGCCGCAGCUUCAAACGUGAACCUCUGGUCCGGAACGGCAGCGUUUUUGCCGUUGUUAUGGGGUUCUAUCGCCGACUCGUUUCUCGGCCGUUUCCGUACCAUUCUCUUAACCUCCUCUCUCUACAUCUUGGGACUUGUGCUGCUUACGUAUUCAGCGACGAUUCCUUCUCUCUGUAAAGAUCAAGAAACAUCCAUCCUCUCGUGUGUUUCUCAAGUCAAAGUAGCCAUCUUUUUCUGUGCUCUCUAUCUAAUAGCGAUAGGUGAAGGAGGGUUCAAGGCAUGUCUUAGAGCUUUUGGAGCAGAUCAGUUUGAUGAACAAGACCCUGAAGAGUCCAAAUCCAAGAGCACUUACUUUAACUGGUUGUAUUUUGCGAUAUCAACUGGCAUAUUGGCCACUCGGUUGAUCUCGAAUUAUAUCCAGGAGAAUCUGAGUUGGGUUUUAGGUUUUGGGAUUCCAUGUCUUUCCAUGAUGCUUUCUCUGUCCUUGUUUUUACUUGGAAUCAACACUUACCGUUUCAGCACCGGAGGAGAAGGAAGAAAGCACAAUAACCCUUUUGUUAGAAUUGGCCGUGUUUUCGUGGCUGCUGCGAAAAACCGGCGACACGCUUCUUCAGAGACCUUUCCUCUUCUUCCUCUCGAAACUUCGAAGAAAUACAGAUUCCUAGACAGAGCGGCGAUUUCGUGUGAUUUAGCUGAAGUUGAGGAAGCAAAAGCUGUGUUAAGUCUCGUUCCGAUUUGGAUGUGUUGUUUAAUGUUCGGCAUUGUGUAUGCACAAUCUACUACUUUCUUCACAAAGCAAGGAUCAACAAUGGACAGAUCAAUCACAUCAACACUCCUAGUCCCUGCAGCAACACUCCAAGGCUUCAUAAGCCUAUCAAUCAUCGUCUUCAUCCCAAUCUACGACCGUUUAUUCGUCCCAAUUGCAAGAUCAAUCACUCGUAAACCAGCAGGAAUCACAACCCUUCAAAGGAUUUCAACAGGAAUUUUCCUCUCAAUUCUUGCAAUGGUAAUAGCUGCUUUGGUCGAGAUGAAAAGACUCAAGACCGCUCGAGAUCACGGGCUAGUUGACUCGCCUAAAGCCAUGGUCCCAAUGAGCAUUUGCUGGCUUAUUCCACAGUAUGCUCUCUAUGGAAUCUCUGAUGUUUUCACUAUGGUUGGUUUACAAGAAUUUUUCUACGGACAAGUACCGGUCGAGCUAAGGAGCUUGGGACUGUCUUUGUACCUAAGCGUAAUCGGCAUAGGCAACUUCUUGAGUAGCUUCAUGGUAUCGGUCAUCGAGAAAGCCACGAGUCAGUCUGGUCAAGUGAGCUGGUUUGCUAAUAACCUGAACCAGGCACAUCUUGAUUACUUCUAUUGGCUACUUGCGUGUCUAAGCUUUAUCUCCUUUGUUUCCUUUGUCUAUUUUACUAAGUCGUAUGUCUACAACAGCCCAAAGUAA